Molecule: messenger RNA, 625 nt
Organism: Ziziphus jujuba (common jujube)
Lineage: Eukaryota; Viridiplantae; Streptophyta; Magnoliopsida; Rosales; Rhamnaceae
Product: pectinesterase inhibitor 5
Exons: 1
Coding region: 32-607 (191 amino acids)
Biological process (GO): negative regulation of catalytic activity
Molecular function (GO): pectinesterase inhibitor activity
Source: RefSeq, a predicted model, not a curated record
UACACUUCAUUGAUUAAUUUGUAGAUCUGACAUGCAGUGCUUAAACAUGGCAGGCCAUCAAUUUGCAGUGCAAUCAUGUGCGCUUAUCAUCUUGUACAUGAGCUUGUUGGAAUUGCAUGCAACAGUGGCGGACACACAGUUAGUUGACAGCAUCUGCAAGCAGGCGGAGAGCUAUGAGUUCUGUUCGUCAACCCUAAAUGGAGAUUUACGCAGUGAGAGAGCCGACCUUCAUGGCCUUGCUAUCAUCUCCAUUGCAGAAACCAUAGCUCAAAUAAGAGUAGUUUUUGACGAGCGAAUCCCUGAAAUCAUUAGACACCAAGUCAGCAUCAGCAACCCAAUUGACAAGCAACGGAUCAAGGAUUGCCAAUCGGAUUACAAUGGUGCAUUACACAACUUCUUAGGGGCCUACAGAUCUUCGAGCGGAAGGAGUUAUUGGGAGGUGAUCGAUUGGGUGAGGGACGGUGCUAACGAGGCUAUUCAUUGCGAAGAUAUUUAUAGGUGGCAUGAUCCUCUCACUGUAUGCCCAAUCUCCGCCGAAAACCACAAUGUUAUUAAGUUGGCUGAGAUUGUUCUGAUUGUCGUCCAGUCUCUCCUUACAAUCGUUUAAUUAACUAGACUAAUUACU